AUGGCGGAUCCGCUUAAACAGACUAAGGCUUCUGAUUGGCCAUUGGUUGUGCGUGCAUGCAAUCACGCGUUAGGCGAUGACGUGUCCAGCAAACUUCGAGGGUUUGUCCGUAAAUUUGGUAAUACUGUGGAAGUUGAUGGGUGCCUAGAAGAUGUUCAUAAGCGUCUAUCUCAAAUUAGACAGUUCCAACAACGAAAUCUACCCAAAAGCGGCAACUUGGAGGAAAUUACGGAACUUCAGGAUAGAAUAUCACAAAUAAAAGUAACUCAGAGAGAACUGUUUACUCAACUCGAGGGAAGAGGACACAUUUGGACAGACCUUCAAGAACAUUACAAGGCAUUUACUCAUCACCUGGAGCAAGCAAAUUCAGAUAUUUUAAGUAAUCACCCGGAUUAUCCGUCCAGUGUUAGUUUAAGGCAGCUAAAACAGAUUUCAGAGACCAUCGAUUCAAUUAGGCAGAAAGAAUCCAGCUAUGCUACAACAUUGGAAAAUCUAAAAAGUCGAUUUUCUUCAGGAAUUGAUUCAAAGUUGGCAGAAAUGCGUCUUCUAUGUGGUCGUCUUGGUAAAGAUGUAGAAGAUUUACUUGAAGCUGAGGAAAAGCAAGCUGAUGAAAUGAAAUCUAAAGUCGAGGAAGCUGAAACAAUGCAAACUGAAAUCGUUCGAAAUUCAAUAAUUUUAAACACAACGUUUCACCUUGCGAAAAAGAUAAUUGAGCAGUCUAAUGAGAAGCUAGAAGGUUUGAUUAAAUCGAAGAGAUCAAGAGGACCUGACGACCUUCUGAAUGAAAUUAGAUCGCUUUCAACUGAUCUCAAUCAAGAAGGCCAGAAUUUAGUGGAUGGCUUUUCGUCUGCCGUUAAAGAUCUCCAGAGGGCUUACAUGGAACCACGAGUGGCUCCACAAUUCCUUGGAAAGCUUACUGAAUCCCUUCCGGAAUGCCUCAAUGAAUUGUCUAAACGGUUAGACAAAGUGAAUUUAGAGGUCACUGCAAAGGCAACAGUGAUGGAUGAUCUUUGCUUGGAACUUCAGAAAGAGAUAUCGAACUUAGAGGUGGAAAUCGAUAAAAUUUCGGAUCUCAUCGAAAGAAGUGAAGAGAUAAGUUCACCACAAGAAAUUGCGGCUAUUCAGGCGAAAUUGAAAGAGUCAGAAGGAAUUUAUAGUACUGCGGCGGCUCGGGUCAAACGAAUAGUUUCUCAAACAUCGAAGGUUAAAACGAGUGACCGACUGCAGGAUUUAACAUCGGAAGCGUCCAAAAUGAUUUCAGAGUGCCAAAACAAACUUGAAUCUCUGAAGUCUGCCCUGAAGCAGAUAACUUCUCAACUUGAAAAACUGAAUAAGUCUAUCUCAACAGCCCGAGAGGCUGUUAAUGUGAAUAUCGCUGCAAUUCAACAAAACGUUCAAUUUCGACUUCCAAUACGAAAGGUGGAGGAGUUGAAAAAGCGGCUUGAAACCAUAGAAUUGCUAGAAGAGGAUCUAGCAAUCGCAGAGGGCACUUCUAUAAUGGAGCCUCCCAUUUUGGAAAAAGAAAGUUUGAUGCCUGGCAUAGUAAGCAAAUUCAAGGAUAUUCAACAGUAUUCAGAUUCAUUUUCAACGCCAUUUGUUGAGGAGCUCUUAACAAAACUUCAAAGUCAAUUGAAUAUCUACCGUGAAGGCCUUCUAAAGGCACGUGAAUCUCUGGAAAGUGCUAUAGAAGCUGCUGAUAUUUGGAUGGCAGAUUCAGAGAUUCAAUUAAAAGCAUUUCAAUCAGUGGCACGAGAUCUUGAAAGUUCAGGUCGUACUCCGACACUGGAUUUUGAAAGCUCUCAAACAGCAAGAAUGGAAGGUCUUCAGAAGUCUAAAGAUUUAGAGCGGUCCUGGCUACCUCAGCAGAUCAGAAAAGUUGAUAAAUUAAUGCGAGACGCUAGUACUACUGUAAUGGGAGCGUUUUCGCUCUCCAAUAUUGAUGAAAUUUGCGAGAGAAUGGAGGAACUUCAAAACUUCGUCAAUUCGGCUAAAGCAGGAAUUGCUAAAGCCACUCUGACAUGGGAGGUUUAUGUUUCCGAGGAACGAGAAUUAAAACAACUUUUGCCGAUGCUGGAAGAUAUCUAUGAUCAAUUAAGCAAAGACAUGGAUGAUAUCGAACCCCGAUAUAGGUACGCGCCGGUGGAAGAGGCGGAGGAGAUGCUAGUAAGACUUCAACGCUUGAAAAAUCGAGUACCUGUUGGUAAUAACUUAUCAACCAAGGUUCGUUCAAUCCUGAGUUCUAAUCCAUCAGCUUUGAAUAGUUCGCCUCUUCUAAAUAAGUGGGAAAAUCUCAGCGUACAUCGUCUGGACUCAUUAAUUAAAGCCAUCGAAGAAGUGAUCGCUGAAAGGACAGGGCAUGAACUUGAAAUUCAAAGUCUUCAAACCUGGCUCGAAGAAUUUCAGCACAGUGUCCAGCAAGCAACUAUUGAAGCCCAGAGUUCAAGCAACAUUCAGACUUUAAAUGACAAUCACAUACAACUCAAAUCAAGGCUAAAUCAGUGGGAAAAGGAUAGUCUUGAGCCAUUUUCAAGAAAAUCUGGAGCUAAGGAGAAGUUAGCUACCUUAGAUGGAAUCCGGAAUUCUAUCCAAUGUCAAAUGGAUCAACUUGAAAGAUCGAUUAAAGAGAAAGCGAAUUCUCACAAAAUUAUCGAAGAUAGAUUCAAGGAGUUCGUUAGAGAAGUAGACGGCUUCCGAGCAGAAUUGGAAAGUCGAAACUUUGCGUCUUUGAAAGGAGGAUCUGAAGCUACGACAGCUCUUGAGGUUUGCGAUGGUCUUCGGAGAAGUCGAGAAUCGCUGAAAAACAUCCACGAAACAACUAUUGAAGCCCUAUUUGGUAAAUUGUAUUCAUUUGAAUGCGACGCCUCAACUGUUCCAAGCAUGUCAGAAGCUGUUCAGGCCAUCAGGAAGAAAUUAGAGGGAGCAAGAAAGUCACUCCAGUUGUUGGAUGAAAACAUUGUGUCUCAAAUUGCUGCCUGGGAGGAAGUUAUUUCUCUGUGCAAAAAUAUCGACGGCUGGUUCUUAGAACAUGAUUCGAAGAGGAUUAAGAAAAGAAAGGAAACUAAUGAAUUUGUUGCAUUUCCCAUUGAAGCUUUCAACAAGCUUGAAUCUCAGAGAAAUAUGCAACGGCUUGAGACUAUUGCAGAAAAGAGGUUUAAGGAAGUUGAUGAAGCUAGAAAUCGAUUGGAUGCUUCAGGCGCAGUGAAAGAAGUGAUUGAACAGCUGAGAAAGAAAGCAGAGAGGAUAUUGGAAGGAAAGGCGCUUUUGAAAUUCAUGCUGGAGAGCUAUGAAAGUAGGCUGAAUGAAAAGAUGGAUAUCGACCAAGCCAAUUUAUCUAAUGCUGAAAAGUCUCAAGAUAGAAUAAAGAAGCUGCUACAGGCUAUUAGCAACCUAGACAAUGUGGUACUUGAUUGCAAUAAGGAAGCGUUCACUUUGGAGGAAAUGAACAAGAAAAGUGAAGAUGUUCAAGCUCUCCUUGAAGCCGAGAUAAAGCCACUGGUUUUGGAAGAUUUUGAAUUACGGGUGCAGAUUGCUCGAGGUGAAAGGUUACUCCAAUUGCUGCAAACGUGGAGUCGAGAGAGACAGGCACACGAGAGACUUAUCGCCUCGGAACGGGAGUCCCUGAAAGUCUUCACGGCCAGCUUACGCCAAUGGUUGGUCCAGUGGAAUAAGAAUUUAGAAGAGGCAAAAGCAACUGCUGAUUUAGAACUUGGAAUUCAACUUACUGCCACCGAUUCAUCGACUAAAUGUCAUUAUAUGGAAAAUAUGAGGGGUCUGUUGCAAGAGCAGCAGAUCAAAAAAGGGGAGAUUGAAGAGGUGGAAAGGAAACGUGGAAGUCUAAAUUUAAAGGAAUUGGAGGCGGAAGAUUCCGAAUUAACUGCAUUGAUUGGAGAUAUUUCAUCUGGAGAACGCAAAGCUAAUCGACACAUUUUGGAAUUAAGCGAACGAGGUGCCCGAGUAGAAGGUCUUCGUGGGAGCCUCGACAAAGCCAGAGACUGGAUCAAAUCAACUAAGAAGCGCCUUGGAAAAUUUAAAAAUCCACGCAUUGGUCUGAAUUCCUUUGAUGAAAGAGAAGGCAGCCUUUCCUCUGAGGAUGUCGAAGCUGUAGCUGCCGAUCUGCGACAGGAACUCAAUCACUCGCUCAGUCUUCUGCAAGCCUCUAUGGAAAAGUUUGACAAUAGUGGUGGCGAUGCCUCACUCCUUCAAAUCGCCCUUACUGAAGUGGAUAAAAUCGAUGCGGAGAUUGGGCAACUUCUCUCUGAAGUCUCACGAACUAAAGCCAACCUUAACAGCUAUUGCGUGCACUCAGCCAGUCUUGACAAAUUCAUCCAAAGUUCAACCGAGUCAGUGACAACAAAUUCGUCAAGAUUGAGUGGCCUUUUAAAGAGGUGCCUUGCAGGUGAUCGACGAAUAAGAUCUCUAUCCCCUCUUCGCGUUUCAACAAAUCGUCUCAUGCCACAAAUGGAGAGAAUAGUUCUUGAAUUGACGAGUUUAGAUGACUUGGCCUGGUUGAAUGGAAGCGAUAUGCUAGUUCAGGAAUUAAGGUUCAUAGAGGCAGACAUUAAAAUGAACGCCGCUCAAUUUCAAUCGAUGGUGGAUCAGUGCGCAGUUCUUCGCAGAGAUUACGGUGAUGACAGCCGAAGUACUCAAGUUGAUCACCUCUUCCAGCAGAAUAAUCAACUCCUCCGGGUUUGUGAGGAAUUAAUCGACCAUUUCAACAAUGUGGCAACUCAAUGUACAACUUGGAACUCUUCAUGCCAGGGUUUUGUUAACUGGAUGGAUAAGCAGACUGUUUCGAUCUCGAGGCUUGAGGACUCUUCCAUGAAUUCAACUCCCACUGAAAAGACCCUCAAAGAGUUGAAGACUCUUCAGACGGAGUUGAACACGGGACUCGCCUUACAGCAAGCAGUGGCUGAUGAGACGCAGAAAAUGACUGUAGCUGUUUCCAGAGCUCUUCACUCCGCAAAUACAACUUCCACGCUCAUUCCGAUUACUACACCACGCGUUGCAAGUAGACAGGGCUUUGAUUUCUCGGUGAAUUAUCGCUGGCAUAGUAGUAUUAUGUGCGCUGUGACGACUUUAUACGAACUUACAAAGUCCUUGCCUGCGAAAAUAAGUGAAUAUGAAAGAAGGCUUGCCCUGUGGACUGAAAUAAAGGAACGAAAGGCGAAUCUCGUGAAGUGGCUUGACGCAACAGAACAGAAGGUGUCAGAAAGUAUACAGAUUAUUGAAGAUCAGGGGCAAUGUGAAGGAGAAUCUGUGUGGGGUCGACAAAUGGAGGAAAUGAAAGCUAUCGAAGCAUUAGUUCCGUCGAAGAGGGGUGAAUUGAAGAAUGUUGAGACGGAAAUCCUACAUUCUUCUUCAAAGUCACCUGAUUCUGCCCUAACGGAUACGUUCAAUAAGCUGAAUGUUCUCGAAGCCCGCCUUAAGGGCCAUCUUGGAUUUAUGAGCGACAUUCAAGAACGAGUUGAUGAUUUUAACAGAAUGACAAGUGAAUUGGAGUCCUGGUUGCGUCAGUGUAAAAGACGAUCGUCUCAAAUGGAUGCUGAACAGGGUUCAAAUAUGCUAGAACAUUGUCGACGUAUUCUCCACGAGGUGGUGAUUAAAGUCACAAGCAGGUCACGACAGCGAUCCCAUACAUGGAGGCUCAGUGAUACUUGCCAGAUUUUACAGGAUUUAAGUACUCAAAAAUCUGCCGCUGCUACAUAUGUCUGCUCUAUUGUUCGGCAGUACCAAUCUCUGGAAGAAAAAUUCGAAAAUUUGACCAAAUCUAAAAUUCCAGCAAAGAUAUCUGAUACACCAACGAUGGAUUGGCAGUACUUCCGUCGUCUAUUGAGGCAAAUCCAGUUAUAUUUGGAUGAUUAUUCGGCAAAUAUUCAGGGAUUACUGCCUACACGUGGUUACGACGAUGCAACUUGCAAACUUGGCAUUGCGAAAUCAGCCCUUUAUCGCUUGGAGGAUUUCUCAAUUCAACUUACCAAUUCUGCUAAUGCUCUAAGAGGCGGCACUUCCCAAAGUCCAAAUCAUUUAUCUUCCACUGAAAUUGAACAAAUUGUUAGUAGCUACGAUUCCUCUAUGGUGGAUACUGCAAGAGAGACAUUAGCCAGAAUGGAAGCGACCAUCGCAAAGCUACGGUCUUUAGUUGACAACCUCCAGAAAUUGCAAAAUGAUUGGCAAAAUUACAACUCCAAUGUGGAUUCAUUCCGCAAAUGGUUGCACAAGAAAACCCUAUCUAACGGAAGAGAUUAUAGGGGAAAUUUCGUGGAAGAGGUUAAGAAGGAGGGUGAUCGUUUAAAGAGUCUUCAGGCAACUUUCCUAAAACUCAGUGGAAAUAAAUCACAAGGUGAUCCUGAGUUAGAAAAAUUGCAAGCUGAAUAUAGGCGACUCCUCAUGCGAAAAGAUCCUCGAGAGCUAUCACAAGAGAGUCCUCGAGGGAUUUCAGAGGUGUCAUCUAAUAGAAGUUUGAGGACUGAGGUAUUAUCAGACCUACUUCAAACUGUCCGUCACAUGAAAUCUGAUGUUGAUCAAGCGGACAGAAGAGCGGAUAGAAGUCGUCUGGAAUGGGUUAAAAGCGACCGAGCUUGGAGAAUUUCAAAGAUGGCAUUUCAUUGUCAUAUCUGUGGGCGUCCGGAUCCAUCGAAAAGUGGACUAGAUUCCGACCUUGCAAAUCCUUCUAAAGCGUAUCGAAUGUGA
Messenger RNA from Rodentolepis nana, 6690 nucleotides. The record is from the annotation of a GenBank genome assembly. NCBI's taxonomy places the organism in Eukaryota, Metazoa, Platyhelminthes, Cestoda, Cyclophyllidea, Hymenolepididae.